This is a messenger RNA of Trifolium pratense (red clover), 1251 nucleotides long. RefSeq lists its product as uncharacterized. Gene Ontology annotation, biological process: regulation of DNA-templated transcription; chloroplast organization. The record is from RefSeq and is a predicted model, not a curated record. The transcript has a single exon. NCBI's taxonomy places the organism in Eukaryota, Viridiplantae, Streptophyta, Magnoliopsida, Fabales, Fabaceae. Gene Ontology annotation, cellular component: chloroplast. Gene Ontology annotation, molecular function: double-stranded DNA binding. The coding region runs from base 1 to 1251 and encodes 416 amino acids.
AUGUUACAACAACCCUUCUCAUCUUCAUCUUCUUCCUUAUCAGGUUUCAGAUACAAACCCUUUUCUCCAUUUUAUCCACUUCAAAUCAAAUCAAUAUCUUUUAAUUUCAAUAGUAACCACUUAACUUCCCCUCUUAUCAUCCAUCAUCAUCAUCACUACCCAUCACCAUGUUCUCUUCAUUUCACCACCAACACUUCUGAUUCAUCAACCUCUUUUGCAGUCUCUUACCUCAUCAACACUCUUGACUUCACCCCAGCAUUUGCUUCCAAACUCUGCUCCACUUACAAUAUUCGUUUCAAGACUGCUCAAAACCCUGAUUUUGUCCUCAACUUUUUAAGAAACAAUGGUUUCUCAGAAACCCAAUUACGUUAUAUCAUUCCCAAGGCACCAUGGCUUCUUUCAUGCGACCCCUUCACAAGGGUCAUUCCAAAGUUUGAAUUUUUUCUAUCCAAAGGUGCAUCUAAAUCUGACAUUGUUAAACUUGUCUGUAGUCACCCAACGGUCCUGGCUCCAAGUUUAGAGAAUCAUAUAGUCCCAACAUAUGAAUUGUUGUAUAGAUUAUUGCAAUCAGACAAGGAAACUAUUGGUGUUAUAAUUCAUAAUCCAUAUUUACUUGCUAACUUUCGUGUGCCACAUAACAUCACAUUGUUGGUUGAGAAUGGAGUGAAGGACUCAGCCAUUAGAAGAAUGUUGCUUCGGACUUAUUCUCGGGCAUUGGAUGCAAAGAAAACUUACAUGCUGAAGUUGGUGAAGGAAUUGAAGGAUUUGGGUUUUAAUCCUUCAGGAGCAACCUUUGGUGUAGCAUUGGAAGCGAAACAAACGGUAAACAAAAGAUUGUGGAAAGAGAAAGUUGAUGCCUUUAAGAAAUGGGGGUGGUCUGAUGAAGAUGUUAUAGAGGCAUUUAGAAGGAAGCCUCAUUGUAUGUUAACAUCCAUUGAUAAAAUUAAUUUAGUGAUGAGUUUUUGGGUCGAUCAGUUGGGUUGGGAUGCGCGUGCCCUUGCAAAAGGACCGGCAGUUUUGUCAAAUAGUUUGGAGAAAAGGAUCAUUCCAAGGGCCUCAGUAGUGCAAUUUCUGCGGAAAAAAGGUUUGUGGAAAAAGACUGCAAGCUUAACUUCUCCAAUUAUUGUAACUGAGAAGUUGUUUCUUGAUACGUAUAUAAAUCGUUAUAAGGAGGAGUCUUCUUAUCUAUUAAAAAUGUAUGAGGAAAAACUCAAUCUUGCAUACACUACGGACAAAAGUUGCAUUCGAUGA